Molecule: messenger RNA, 2426 nt
Organism: Misgurnus anguillicaudatus (oriental weatherfish)
Lineage: Eukaryota; Metazoa; Chordata; Actinopteri; Cypriniformes; Cobitidae
Gene: fbxo21
Product: F-box protein 21
Molecular function (GO): protein binding; DNA binding
Source: RefSeq, a predicted model, not a curated record
GGGCGGAACUUCGAUGAGGUCAUCGUGGUAAACAGAAAAGAUGGCGACGCCACACACGGGAGAUCGGGUUUUAGGGACAAACGCGCUUAUUCCCGAGGGUUUCGUCAAACAGCUGACAGAUUUACCAGCGGAAAUGUUAGAGCACAUAUUGUGCUUUCCUGUGCUAAACCAUUUCGACAUUUGCAGCGUUUCCUGCACGUGCAAGAGACUGCGUGACGUGUGCCACGGCAGGGGGAAGGUUUGGGCGCACCAGUACAAACUCAGGUGGCCCAGACUUCAGAGGUUUUAUCGACAGAACGAGUCAUACGAUUGGCUGAAAGAAUUUAAAACACGGCACGUGGUUGGUCAACAGAUACGAAGAACAGUAGAAUCUAUUUCCAAGAGGUUCUUCACAGAAGUUCCAUGCGUUGGCCAGGUUCUUGGAGACAGCUUUGCAGAAAUAGAGUCUCUCGGUGCUCCAGAACACUUCUGUGAAGAUGAGCUGCUCACCAUUUUGAAUUCUGACAAAAGGAAAAGUUUGACACUUAAGUACUAUGCAAAGAAAAUCCUCUACUUUCUCCGCCAGCAGAAUAUUUUGAGAAAUCUAAAAGCUUUUCUUGAGCGUCCUCCAGAACAGCAGUCAGCCCUCGAAGGGGCUGUUUUGGUCGAUCAGUAUUGUAACCCCCUUGCUGAUGUCACUCUUGAAAGUACAUCUGCCCAAAUAGAAGACAUCACAGACAAGGUGAAGAAAUACCUACGAGAGAAAAACGCCACACACCCGAUUCUGCGAGCCAGUCAAGGUGACUGCUUUGUUCUGGAAGACCUGGAAUUACAAAGGCAGGUCAUAUGCGCUCUCAACGUCGUCCUGUAUGAGCAGCUGCAGUACAAGGGCAAUGAGCGCGACUAUUACAAUCCCCUGAACUCAUACAUACAUCAGGUGCUGGUCCGUCGGACAGGCAUUCCCAUCAGCCUCUCUGUGCUCUACAUGACACUGGCCAGGAAAUUAGGAGUCCCGCUCGAGCCUGUCAACUUUCCCAACCACUUUCUGCUCCGCUGGUGCCAAAAUCAAAGCAGGAGUGGCGACAUCUACGACUAUGUUUACAUUGAUGCAUUUGGGAACGGCAAGCAGCUGGCUGCUAAAGAGUGCGAGUAUCUAAUCAGACACCAGGUGACAGCAGAUUACUACGGUGCAAUAAGCACCGGGGAACUACUCCUGCGGAUGGUGGGAAACCUGCUUAAUAUCGGCAAAAGAGGGGAAGGGAACGAGAAAUCCUAUCAGCUCCUGCGGGACUCUCUGGAUCUCUACCUCACUAUUAAUCCUGAUAACGUUCAGUAUCUUCUGCUGCAGGCACGGCUUUAUUUCCACCUGGGCAUAUGGCCGGAGAAAGUGUUGGAUAUCCUCCAGCACAUCCAGGCUCUGGAUCCAUCUCAACAUGGCGCUGUGGGUUAUUUGGUUCAACACACCCUUGAGCACAUCCAACACAAAAGACAUCCGGCAGAACCGGAGGUUAAGAGACACAGCGUGCUGGAGAACAAGGACGUGCUGUACUCCGUAGGUCUCGUCAUGAAGCAUAAAAGGUCAGGCUAUAACUGUGUAAUAUAUGGAUGGGAUCCUACAUGCACGAUGAGUCAGGAGUGGAUUAACACUAUGAGGGUCCAUCAGCUGUCUAAGGGUUCUGAUCAGCCCUUCUACAAUGUCUUAGUACAGGACGGGACCUGUAGAUAUGCUGCACAGGAGAAUCUCGAACCUCACGGCUCCCCGCUGGAGAUCGCCCACCCCGAGGUCGGACGCUACUUCACCGAGUUCUCCAACACCCAUUACAUCGCCAAUGAGGAGCUUCAUGCACGUUACCCGGAGGACAUGUGCAAGACCCACAGGACUGUAGAGGAGCUUUACCACGGUCACACACCGAAUUCAGGGCAGCCGCCGGAACCCAUCGCCAAUUUCCAAGAACACGAUUUAUUAGAUCCGUAGAAACGAAAUGUCAACACCCAUCUGUUAAUGCUCACCCACUUUUACACAGUCUCACCACAAGAACUAACUAAAUAGCACUGAUGUGGGACUAAUCGCUAGUUUACUGGUAUUAAUAAAGCCAAAAGCUGUAGUCAUUUCCUUUGUACAACAUCCAGUUAUAAUUGCAGCUGUCACUCACAGCUGCACAUGUAGACGGUGCUCUCAAACCACAAACACGAAAAAUGUUGUAAGGUAACAGUAUGUGUGUGAAUGCUUAAAAAUGUAUUUCAGUAAUGUGUAAACUAUGUAAAAAAAUAGAUGAUAAAGGAUCUGUAUAUGUGUAUGUGUGAUGUGCUUCAGGUCCACUUUACUACAUUUCAUCCCUGUUGCCCUGCAUAUGCCCUGACUGAAUUAAUGCACUACUAAUGUUACAUCUCCUUAAGUGAUCGUUCACCCAAAAAUUAAAAUUCUGUUAUUAUUUUCUCAUCCUGAA